Lactuca sativa (garden lettuce) is the source of this 2887-nucleotide messenger RNA. The record is from RefSeq and is a predicted model, not a curated record. Lineage: Eukaryota; Viridiplantae; Streptophyta; Magnoliopsida; Asterales; Asteraceae.
UCUCGUUUCCCCCAACUCGCUCCCACUGCCGUCGGCGUGCCAGACUCCUUCUGCACCUCCGAUGAAAGAGAACAAAAGCAAACGACGUUGCAACCAUCAUUUUUGUGUCCUCUAUUUCUCAUUCCCACUGGUUUCGCAGGAAUCAAUCGAUCCCACAAAUGGAUUGGGGGCUUUCUGGGAUCAAUCGAUCCCCACUGACCUCCUUGGAAGAAAUGAAAGUCAGAGAUGAUUUCCUCUCCCCCACUGAUUAGCUGCCUUUCUUUUCUUCCCCUAAUUUUCUUUUGCUCUUUAUCUUUUUCGAAACUGGUAUAAUAGAUGGAUUUGGGUGGGUUGGAGGUUAAAGACGGUGAAUUUGUCUUUCAAUUCUCUUUUUUUCGAAUCGGAUUUAGGUUUUUUAUUUGUAUAUAUAUGCUAUUAACCAUUUUAUGUUGUUCAUACUUCUUUGAGUUUGAUUUACGAUUUGCAAAAAUCAAUAAGCAGACUAACAAAACCAUUGACGCUCUUGCCGCCUCCGAAUCCAUAAAUUGUCUGUCUUCAACCCAACAAUCGAUAUGUCUGUGAUUUAGUGCUUUUAGGCCUUUUUGCGAUUUGUCUUUCUCACUUGUAGAUGUGAUUCUCUGUUGAGUGACAUAUUAAAAAGAAGGUAACAGCAAUUUACUUUCAUUUAUCCAUGUUUAAUUAAUUAAUGGAAAAAAUAGAAAACAGAAACAAUGUAAAUAUAAUUCGAAGUAAAAUGUUAUUAAUUGAGAAAAAAAAAUUAAAAAGAAGGUAAUAGCAAUGUACUUUCAUGUCUUCGUAUGUCUUAGUAUUCUACUUCCAGUUUUAUAGCAGUGUUAUCCAAAAAACAAUUUUCAUUGAUAUAAAUGGAUAGACUUUUUGAAGGAUAUUCCAUCUAUUUUCAAAAAUGACCAUUCUGCCCCUACAGGAAUAAAGUAUAUUACAUAAAUGGUCACUGCAUAUACAAUUGCAGGAAAAUGGUCCCAAGUUGUACAAUUUUUUCAAAGUAUAAUCGUUUAAUAGGAAAAACUUAUAUUUAGGUUUAAUUAAUUAAUGAAAAAAAAUAGAAAACAGAAACAAUGUAAAUGUGAUUGAAAGUAAAAAGUUAUUAAUGGAGAAUAAAUUAAAAAGAAAAUAAUAGCAAUGUAGUUUCAUGUAUUCGGUUGUUUUAGCAUUCUACUUCAAUGUAUUUACCUUAAAGCUGUGAAGGAGAGAGUGAUACAAACAAAAAACGUGGUCCUGAGUUGUUGAUCCAUUUGCUAAAUCUAAGAAAAAGUGCUGAAAUGUUAUUUGAUAUAAUCAUAUUAAUAAACAAAGAAAAUGAAACCCCGAGGCGUAUGUCAAUUUUGAAUGUGCAGGGAAAGCAUAAUGCAUGUUAACCUGGUAUGCAAGAAAGAAAUUAAUUCCAAUCGGAAGAAGAGAUGUAUGACAGUUUUGAAGGAGAUGCAUCAUAUGCUAACUUGGUAUAUAAGAAAAGCAAAGAAUGUUGUUAUUAAUCAGCAUCUUAAUUAAAAAGACUACUUGGAAGCAAAGCAAUUUAAUUAGAAGAAGUAAUUAAGUUGAUUCCUCGAGUGAUGCAUCUGCCACAUUUUAAUUUAAAGUUCAGGGUAACAAAUCUUUCAAUUGCCAUUGAUGUUCAGCUCGUAUGGAUAUCACAAAAGAGAGAGAAGAUAUGGAAGAGAUUAAUCAUUUUAGUCAUAAAAAUCAUCCAUUAAAGCUUGUCAACUCAGAGACGAUUGAUAAUGCUGGUUUGGAGAAUCGUGGUGGUGGUGGUGUAAUAGGUUGCUAUGCAUGUCAAAAACCUAUAUCAUCAAGUGGCUUUGCAUAUGCUUGCAUGCCAUGUCGUCACUUUAUGCAUAAAGCAUGCGCACAGCUUCCGCUCACUAUCAAUCUGCCUUCCUUGUAUGAGCAUCCUCUAACGCUACGGGAUCGCGGACCUGUAAAAGAUUUCAGAUCUUGGACUUGUGAUGUUUGUUGUAAUGUAAACCUAGGUAGGGGGUUUUAUUAUAAUUUUAGAAAACCAGAGGACAACUUUAAGUUUAAUGCUUGCAUAGAUUGUUGUGUUGUUGAGAUUGGUCGCAAGGUGGAAGCUGAUGUUAUCAAGGAGGGGACAAGGAUCAAGAUUGAACAUGAAGGUCAUCCACAACACACUUUAUCCCUUCAGUUAAGACCCGCUGCAUUCCUGUGUGAUGCUUGUAACACUGAGGAUAAAGGUUUGUUCUAUCUUUGCGACAGUUGUGGCUUUUGGAUCCACAAGACUUGUGCUUCCUUAGCCCCUACCAUCCAUCGACCGCAUCAUCACCCUAAUCACCCACUCACUCUGGUCUAUUCUCUUCCAGAAAAAUUCUAUAAAUUCUCUUUUUAUUGCGAAUUUUGCAACAUUUACAUCCGACGGAAUGAUUGGUUGUACCAUUGUGAAAACUGUAGAUAUUUUUGCCAUAUCAAAUGCGCCUUAAAUGCAGAGCUACCUUCUACUCCAAGAGAUGGUCCAAGUACUUCCAUUGCUGAUGAAGAGGUAGAUAAUUUGCUGCAAUUUCCCAUGUCAAAUGCAUUUACAAAUCCAUUGAAACUACUACACUCUGGAAUGAUAGCACCAGAUGAUGACGAUGAUGCUGAUCGAAAAACUAUGAUUAACCAUUGGAGUCAUCGUCAUCCAUUAUUUCUUAAUGUCAAACAUCAAGCUGACAUGUCUGGUUGUAGUAGUGAUCGAUUAGAGAUUAGAACAUCUACUUCAUCCACCUCAUUUGCUUCACUUGACGUUGCAACAUGCGUCUAUCUAUCAAUGCAAUGGUUGUUUCAGCGGUGGCAACAAUUUUUUUUACCAGUGUCAAACUUGCAAGUUCUACCUCUGUGUCAACUGUGCAUUUCUACCCAAAAGCAUCAAACAUAA